AUGGCGUCGGGUACUCCGAUGGAAGGCCCGUUGUCCAAAUGGACCAAUAUGGUUCAUGGAUGGCAAUACCGUUGGUUUCGCUUGCUGGAUGAUUCAUUAAUAUAUUUUACCAGCCGUGAAAAGAUGAUAAAGGGUCAACAAAGAGGGAGUAUGCGUCUUGUUGGAGCUAUUGUUGGCAUUGACGGCGAAAAUAAUACACUUUUCACUGUGUCAGUUGAGGGAAAAAUUUUUCACUUACAGGGACGAGAUGAACGAGAAAGAAAUCAAUGGGUACGAGCUCUAGAAAAUGCCAUACGAGGUUGUGGUGGAUACAAAAAGAAUAACCUGAAAACGAAAGAAACAACCAUUGAUGGAAUCAAAGCCAAGAUACUGGAAGCUGACCAACAUCUCAACAACAUAAUUCUUCAGGUGAAAGGAUUGGAAUCUUUGAAAGCUCAAGCCAGUGAAAAAGAUCGGAAAAACAUCGAAGAUCUUAUUUCUUCCAGCAAUCAAUUACUAAACACUGUGAAACACGCGAUUAUUCUACUGCAGAUGGCCCGUAACAAGAUUGACAUCCCAGAAGAAAUUAGGAAAGAGGAUAAGGAAAAUCAGGCUUUCUCAGCUUCAAAUUUAUCGAGCCACGCUCCUCCAAAGAGCCUCCAAACAGAUACCGAUUCUCCCCACGCUACAACAUCCAGAGAUGAACAACAUUGUGCUGAACAAGAUGCUACUCCUUUGGGACCUACCCCUAUUAGCUAUUCGAGUGAUGACGAUGAAUUCUAUGAUGCUGAUGAAGACUUGUUAGAUCUAGAUAAUGUUAAUGAAAAUGGUCAGGACGGAAAUGAAACGAUUCCCCCUCCAAAAGUAGUUUCUUUCGAAGAAGAAGAAAAUUUCGACUUCGGGGAUGCCGAUGAAGAUUUUGAUGAAAUUUAUGAUAAUGCUGAAGAGCAUGAUAUUGGCAAUGUACAGCAAGAACACGGUAGUGUGCUGGUUCACCUCUUGAGCCAGGUCAGCGUGGGAAUGGAUUUGACCAAAGUUACUCUACCCACUUUUAUCUUGGAACGACGCUCUCUACUCGAAAUGUAUGCUGACUUUUUUGCUCAUCCAGAAGCCUUCGUCUCAACUGUGGAUUUGGAUACUCCCGAAAAGCGCUUUAUUUCUGUUGUACGUUACUAUUUGAAUGCCUUUUAUGCGGCUCGCAAAAGUGGUGUUGCGAAAAAACCUUACAAUCCCAUCUUAGGGGAAACAUUCAGAUGCAGGUAUAAUGUGCCUGGGUUGCCUUUGAGUGGAAAGAAGGUGGAAGAUGGUCCUUUCCCAGGGGCUGAUGAAAAUCAACUUACUUUCUUAGCUGAACAAGUAAGCCAUCAUCCUCCAGUUUCGGCCUUCUAUGCCGAGCAUCCCGGCAAGAGAGUGUCUUUCAAUGCUCAUAUUUAUACUAAGUCAUCCUUCUUAGGAUUGUCUAUUGGUGUCGCCAAUAUUGGUAGCGGAACUGUGACAUUACACGAUUAUGAUGAGCAGUACACAGUGACGUUCCCAAGUGGCUAUGGAAGAUCCAUUAUGAGUACUCCAUGGGUCGAAUUGGGAGGCAAAGUUAAUAUAGUAUGUGAGGAAACUGGUUAUUAUGCUGAUAUCGAGUUUUUGACUAAACCGUUUUUCGGUGGCAAAGCUCACAAAGUUCAGGGAUUCGUCUACAGAAAAGGAAAUAAAAAACCCGUUUUAACUAUAAAAGGCGAGUGGAAUGGAGUGAUGACUGCGAAACCUGCAAAUGGAGAGGAGUAUGUGUUCAUCGACGUGAAAGCUGAGAAGGAAAUGAAAAAAGAAUGUGAACCAGUCAUGCAACAAGGGGAGAGGGAAAGCAGAAGACUAUGGAGACAUGUUACUGCAGCUUUACUUAGAAAUAGAAUUAAUAUUGCUACAACAGCUAAAAGGAUGAUUGAGCAACGGCAAAGAGCCGAAGCCAAAGAGAGAUUGGAGAAGGGGGAGAAAUGGAAUACACUUUACUUCACAUUGGGAGCAGAUGACAGGUGGAAAUAUGAUAAACCUCUCCAAGGCCGUUUAUGA
Molecule: messenger RNA, 2040 nt
Organism: Auanema sp. JU1783
Lineage: Eukaryota; Metazoa; Nematoda; Chromadorea; Rhabditida; Rhabditidae
Source: the annotation of a GenBank genome assembly